CAUUCUAGGAAGAGGCAAGAGACCCAGAGAUUAGUUCACUGGUCCACACCACCCAGCUUCCCAGCUGCACAGCCUGGAUUAGAAGCCAGGGUUUAAGUACUGGCUUCUGCACUCCAGGCCUCCAACACCUGUUUCCAUGCACUGACCUUGGCCUGGGAGUAUCCUACCACUUGAGCAGAGAGAGCCAGAGCCGGGUGGAAGUGCGAGAUGAUACCCAGCCCCUUCUGCCAGCCAAGCCUCCCCGCACUUUGUGAAUGAAGGCCAAGGAAGAGAAAUGUUGCAGUGACUCCCUUUGAGCUCAUAUUUCUUUCUCGUUGAAAAAGUGCUUAUUUCAGCAUCCAUCAUCUCUCUCUUUGUUGUGUAGACAAUCCGCCCUGUCGGAAGCUUGGAGCUGUUAUUAUGAAUUUGUUUAUUAUUAGAUUUAUUUCUCCUCUAAGCAAAUGUGUUCACAAUAUUCCAUCGGGGAAUCUUCUUAAUUGUCACAUAAAUGUCAUCUUAUGUAAAUUGAAUAUUUAUCUUCCCAUGGAAGGGGGUGGUGGGAAAAGGAAGAAUAAACAACCUUCAGUAUCGGAGAGGGAAAGGGAUUCACCCACGUGUCUUCAAAGCUAAAGAUGGAAGAGAAGAGGCGAAAAUACUCCAUCAGCAGUGACAACUCUGACACCAGUGACAGUCACGCCACACCUACGCCAGUGUCAAGAUGUCCCAAACUGCCGAGCAGCACCAAGGUGGGCUGGCCCCGGCAGAAAGAAAAGAAGCCCUCAGAGGUUUUCCGAACAGACUUGAUCACAGCCAUGAAGAUUCCAGAUUCCUACCAGCUCAGCCCGGAUGACUACUACGUCCUGGCAGACCCGUGGCGACAGGAGUGGGAGAAAGGUGUGCAGGUGCCUGCUGGCGCGGAGGCCAUCCCAGAGCCCGUGGUGAGGAUCCUCCCACCACUGGAAGGUCCCUCUGCGCAGGUGUCCCCAAACCACCCUGCACUCGGUGAGGGGUCCCAGCCUGUGUGGCCCGGAGGCAGCCGCUAUGACCUGGACGAGAUUGAUGCCUACUGGUUGGAGCUCAUCAACUCCGAGCUCAAGGAGAUGGAGAGGCCCGGGCUGGAUGAACUGACACUGGAGCGUGUGCUGGAGGAGCUGGAGAGUCUCUGCCACCAGAACAUGGCACGGGCCAUCGAGACGCAGGAGGGGCUCGGCAUCGAGUAUGACGAGGAUGUCGUCUGUGACGUGUGCCGCUCCCCUGAGGGUGAGGACGGCAACGAGAUGGUCUUCUGUGAUAAGUGCGACGUCUGUGUGCACCAGGCAUGCUACGGGAUCCUCAAGGUGCCCACAGGCAGCUGGCUGUGCCGGACGUGUGCCCUGGGAGUCCAGCCAAAGUGCCUGCUCUGCCCCAAGCGAGGAGGAGCCCUGAAGCCUACCAGAAGUGGGACCAAGUGGGUGCAUGUGAGCUGCGCCCUCUGGAUUCCUGAGGUCAGCAUCGGCUGCCCUGAGAAGAUGGAGCCCAUCACCAAGAUCUCGAAUAUUCCAGCCAGCCGCUGGGCUCUGUCCUGUAGCCUGUGCAGGGAGUGUACGGGCACCUGCAUCCAGUGUUCAAUGCCUUCCUGUGUCACCGCAUUCCAUGUCACCUGCGCCUUUGACCAUGGCCUGGAGAUGCGGACUAUAUUAGCAGACAAUGAUGAGGUCAAGUUCAAGUCCUUCUGCCAGGAGCACAGCGACGGGGGCCCGCGGAACCCGCCGUCUUCGGAGCCCGUGGAGUCCAGCCAGGCCUGCGAGGAUGUGGAGAAGGUGACCCUGCGCAAACAGCGGCUGCAGCAGCUGGAGGAGGACUUCUAUGAGCUGGUGGAGCCCGCCGAGGUGGCCGAGCGGCUGGACGUGGCUGAGGCCCUGGUCGACUUCAUCUACCAGUACUGGAAGCUGAAGAGGAAAGCCAAUGCCAAUCAGCCGCUGCUGACGCCCAAGACAGACGAGGUGGACAAUCUGGCCCAGCAGGAGCAGGACGUCCUCUACCGCCGCCUGAAGCUCUUCACACACCUGCGGCAGGACCUGGAGAGGGUUAGAAAUCUGUGUUACAUGGUGACCCGCCGUGAGAGAACGAAGCAUGCCAUGUGUAAGCUCCAGGAGCAGAUAUUCCACCUGCAGAUGAAGCUUAUUGAACAGGAUCUGUGCCGAGAGCAAGCUGGGAGGAGAGCAAAGGGCAAGAAGAGUGAUGCCAAGAGGAAAGGCCGAGAGGCUCCCAAGGGCAGUAGCCCGGAGAAGAAGGAGAAAGUCAAGGCCGGCCCGGACUCCGUCCUGGGGCAGCUGGGCCUGUCCACCUCGUUCCCCAUCGAUGGCACCUUCUUCAACAGCUGGCUGGCACAGUCGGUGCAGAUCACAGCGGAGGACAUGGCCAUGAGCGAGUGGUCCCUGAACAACGGGCACCGCGAGGACCCUGCCCCAGGACUGCUGUCGGAGGAGCUGCUGCAGGACGAGGAGACACUGCUCAGUUUCAUGCGGGACCCAGCACUGCGACCCGGUGACCCUGCCAGGAAGGCCCGUGGCCGCACCCGCCUGCCUGCCAAGAAGAAACCCCCACCACAGCACGAUGGACCCGGCUCACGGAUGACUCCAGAGAAGCCUGCCAAGAAGCCCUGGGGUCAGGAUGCAGGCAGCGGCAGGGGGGGGCAGGGGCCACCGACCAGGAAGCCACCACGGCGGACGUCUUCUCACUUGCCGUCCAGCCCGACAGCUGGGGACUGUCCCAUACCAGCAGCUCCAGACAGCCCCUUGCCGCUGGCCCCCGAGACCCCGGAGGAGGCAGCCCCAGCAGCGGCUGAUUUGCAUGUCCAAGUGCCUGGCCCUACGGUGAGCCCUAAACCCCUGGGCCAACUCCGGCCACCCCGUGAGAGCAAAGUCUCGCGGAGAUCGCCGGGUGCCAGGCCCGAUGCUGCGACAGGACCACCCUCUGCUGUGGCCGAGAGGCCAAAGGUCAGCCUACACUUUGAUGCAGAGGCCGACGGCUACUUCUCCGAUGGGGAGAUGAGCGACUCAGACGUAGAGGCAGAGGACGGUGGUGUGCAGCGGGGUUCCCGGGAGGCGGGGGCUGAGGAGGUGGUCCGCAUGGGGGUACUGGCCUCCUAACUCUCCCCUAUCCCUGUCCCAGGCCCUACCCUGGUCCCCCACAAGGCCUCAGCCCGGUCACAACUGCCAUUUCCAAUCUCUGCUGAGUGUCCCAGACCUUUGAGGCUACCACUCUGUUGUGGUUUUAUUUUUAAUAGAGAGUUCCAAAUUCCACACUGUUGUCUUUCCUCUGUGCUGGCCUAGGAUGUUAGGAUUCCUUCCACGGCUCCGGCCACAAGGACCAUACCUGGUCCUUUGUGCCACCCCUGACGUGACCCACGCGGCAUUGUUGGGCUUCUGGCUAGAUGUAGGCAAAGUGAAGAAGAGCUCAGGACUCCUGCCCACUGCCGCUGGGUGACACGGACCAUUGUUGGGCAUUAUUUCCUGGCAGAUGGGCCAGCCUGGGGCCUGUCCCACCUUGCCCCCAUCGCAGGAGGGCCUGUUGUGGGGUGGGGUCCUGCUGCAUUCCCGUGGUUCCCCAAGAAAUAUCCUAAGUGACACCCAGCCAGAGUUUACUCACUGUCACAAGCACAACGAGUUCCUACGAGAAAGCACUGAGGGCUGCAGGGGGCCACCGAUUCCUGACCAACCCACGUCGCCUGAGGCCUGCGCCCCACCCGUCACCUCCCCGCCUUGCUGCUCUGCCCCUGCCAGUGGCCAGCCCAGUGGCUCUGGGAAGGGGCUCCCAGAAUCCUUCCUGAGCUGUGCCGUUUACUCAGGGGACUCCCACACAGCCGGCCACCCCACAGAUGGAGGACUCCAGGGGAGGGCCACUGCCCGGCGGAGGGCAAGGGCUUCCUUUCUUCCUUCCUUGGAGCCAGGCUUGGCUGAAGGCUGGUCACUCCCACACAGAACUGGCCUGGCCAGACCAGACCGUUUGCCUUUUCAAGUUCCUAGUCCUGCUAAGAGAUGAGCUUCCUUGGUUUCCUUUUGGAAACACCUUCCAACACGCAGUGGGAUCCCGGGGCCCUGGGCAGGCCCACAGCCUGCCGGGGUGAAGUCUUGCUGGAUGGUCCUGUGUCCUUUUGUCCCUUAGAGCCUUAAACCCCUGUCCCAGGCAUGUCCUCCCUCCCUCCUCGCCCUCCUCCAGGUCCUCCGUAAUUGCACUGAAGGUUUCAGUGGAGUGGCCCCAGGGUGAUAGCUCAGGGAACAAACAAAAAAGGAAUUCCGUGAAAACAUUGGGGCUUUUGUUUUUUGUGUUUUUGUUUUUGUUUUUGUUUUUCUUGUACGAACUACUCCUGGGUCACUUCCACCACUGGUGAAGCCAGAACUUCAACAGGAACCUUGCAGAAGUCCAGUGAGUCAGUCGAAUCAUUCUAUGGAUGCCAAAGAAUACUUUGACCCUAAUACAGCACAGCCCGGACCUGACAACUUGUCACUUGGACUUUUUUAAAUGGAGUUCUUUAGCAACAAAGUGCAGAAACCUGUUCAUUGUGCACUCCUGAGGAGAGCCCGGGUCUUGGAGGAGGAGGAGGAAGAGGAGGCUUCGCUGCUGCUGCUGCUGUUACAUGGGUCCCAGGGCUCGGCUUCCAGGCCCUGGGCUGAGCCACUGUGAGCAAUCCCGUCCACUCUGAGACUCGGGGGACACCCCGACUGUGAAACCAGCACAAAGAGCAACUUUCCCAUGUGGCCCCCGCCCCGUGCAAACACACCAAGCCAGGUUGGGAACAGCUUGACUUUCACCCACCCGCAACUCCAAAACUUACCAAGGUACGACAGUGGUAGUGUCAUCGACAGUUGUCAUUGGUUUCAUGGGAAUUUAGCAAAAGCAGAAACAAAAGAUGGUGACAAGGUUCAGAGGAUUGGACAGACGUGUCUGAUCUGCAUGGACUCCACAGAAGUGGGGUGCCCUGAGGACCCUGGGCGUGGGGAAGGCAUGAGCUCCCACUAGACUUAGGCUGCCUGCCCCCCUCGGUCAUAGUGACAGUGCGGUGUCAGCGUCAGCAUCAGCAUCCCAACCCCAGUCUCUGUUUACCGGCUUUGGACAGAACUUCCUUCCUUCCCUGGGCUUUGGGUCUUCUCAGGUCACCCUGAGCUGAAAACAACCAAACCCUGCUGGUGGUGGGGUGCUGGCGAGGCUCUAAGGUUGAGCAGUUUCAGCCCCCACCCUGGAGCCCUGCGCUCCACGCUGGGGCAGGGGCCAGGCUGGGUGAGUGGAAAUGGGAGGGUGAGUGUGGGAGCGGGGGCUGGGAAGGCAGACAGGGUCAGCCGAUGGUCCUCGGAAAGCUGCUGCGCACGGCAGCCUGGAGUUUGGCUUUGCUGGCCGUGGCUUUGGCCUGGGCCUGUCUGGCCGAUGACCCCUCUGCUCCCUACCAGGCCCUCGUGCAGUGCUAAGCAAGCCGCUGUCUCCACUUCCAGGGUGUCCACCAGGCCACUGGGGACAAGGCCACUGGCCUCUCGUCCAGCCUUGCCCGGCAGCCCCCAACCUUCCCUGGCAGCCCUCACUCUGCUGCCGGCCCCCUGUCCACGAUGUGGAGCGCAUUGCCACCCGAGACCCAGGCGGGCUCCUCUUCCGGCCAAGGCCUCCAGGUCUUGCGCGCGUCCGCGUCGCCCACGCUCGCCCUCUCCCGGGAGGCGGCAGCUGCUCUGUAACUCAUCCGGCUCACAUCCCACACUCUCACCUGCCCUGGCCGCCUCCCGCCUCUCCCCUCAUCACGUGACAAAGGAAAAUGCGAGGAAAGUAUUUUUAUGUAUCAUAAAUAUAUUUUGAAACAGAUAAGGAGCAGAAAGGUAGAGUGCUCGUUUAUUUUAUGAAAUGAGCUCGGAAGUCUGACAGCGCGCGAGCAUUUCCAGUGUUAAAAGCCUCGGCUUUCUUGGAGAAGCUGCGCAGGGUUCCAGACGCAGGUGUUGGGCCGUAGUUGCGCGUGUGUGCACAUGUGUGCACACGGCGCCUGCCUUCUGUGACCGUGUUGUGCACACCCUUGUGCACGACGUACCGGCACACUGGGAAUUGCUGGGGCGAUUCCUGACGAGCCAGCUGCCCGAUUCUAACAAACAUUGACCGCAGCUGGACUUGGCAUCCCCUUGUUCACUGCCAGACGUGGCCAACCUCUGCCCAUGCCCAAAGCUCUGCGGAAUGGUCUGGAUCCCUGUGGCAAGGCCACUUUCCUGUGCUCUCGGCCCAGCUGGUCACAUUGGCCAAAGAGCCAGGGCUGGAGCCUGCGACGUUUCUUUGGCUGUUCUUUAAGGCCCCUCCCGCCGCCCUCACCCUCAGAUGCACAAACUCUUUGUGCUCCAAAUCACAUGGGGGGAGGUGGUGGGGGGUGAUAUGAAUGUCACAGGAGGAGACACCUUCUGUCUUUGUUUCAAAGAAAGUGAUGUGCCAUUUGUUAAUAUACAAGAGAAAUAUUGAAAAUAUAUUGAAAAGAGCAAUUUUAAAUUAUUUUUGGCUUAUGUUGCAAUAUUUAUUUUCUUGUAUUAGAAAAGAUUCCUUUGUAGAGAAAAAUGUAUUUUCAUUACCGCAAAGACCUAUUUCUCCUUUUUGUACAUUGUCCAUGUUCACGACCCUCAACGAGCAAUAGAAUGUACGGUCACCUCGGUGUGGCCAGUGCCCGCUGUGCCCUGCAUGAUUCUCUGUUGCCGCUGCUGCGUAGCUCCCUGCCCCAUCCUGUCCUGCUCACUCACGGGGGCUUCAGAAGCUGGGCCCACCAGGGCCUGUGUCUUCAGGAGCCCCUUACACUCCUCGUGUGUUGGCAAACGCAGUUAAUAAAGCAGUGUUUUCUGUG
Molecule: messenger RNA, 6814 nt
Organism: Octodon degus (degu)
Lineage: Eukaryota; Metazoa; Chordata; Mammalia; Rodentia; Octodontidae
Gene: Jade2
Product: jade family PHD finger 2
Exons: 12
Coding region: 612-3110 (832 amino acids)
Biological process (GO): regulation of transcription by RNA polymerase II
Cellular component (GO): histone acetyltransferase complex
Source: RefSeq, a predicted model, not a curated record